Molecule: messenger RNA, 1917 nt
Organism: Colletotrichum spaethianum
Lineage: Eukaryota; Fungi; Ascomycota; Sordariomycetes; Glomerellales; Glomerellaceae
Exons: 3
Coding region: 1-1917 (638 amino acids)
Source: RefSeq, a predicted model, not a curated record
AUGUCUUGGCGUAACCCAAAGGAGAUGAACAUCCCGCAGGGGGUUGACAUCGUCAACCCCAAUUACACCCAUCCUCAACUCGUCAUGACCCCCGACCUCCACGUCUUGCCCAUCGAUCUCCUCAUUGGCUUCACCUGGGUUCUCAUGGGCAAAUGCCACCUGUUCAGCGGCAAACCAUCGACACAGCUGCAUCUCUCCGAGGAAGACGAGACUGCGCUCUUUAUCAGGCCGUACAACGAAUGGGCGCCCCCGCCCUUCAACAACUGCUCUAUUCGCGUCGACUCGGCCAUGAACCGCGCGACGGCUGCUGUGUCGGGCAUGGGUGAUUUGCUGUCCAUUGUCAACACCACGAGCACAGAGUGUGACAGGGACCUUCACCACAUGAAGACCCGGCUUCUACACGGCCUGCCGCCCAUGUCGCUGUCGCGGUGGCGGAAAAAGGGGCUGCACGGGCCGGAGAACAUGAAGCGAGCCUGUCAGUACCUAUGCGCAGUGGUGGACGCUUUUGAGUAUCUCAACCUCCCGCACAGCGAGUCGCGCAUGCGGAAGGCGUGCAAUGGGGUCUGGACAGCAUGCCACGAUUUCUCGAGGGCUCUAAACGCGUACCGACAGGAGAAGGGUCGCAGUCCCAUCUCGGUAACGGCGGCCUGGGAGGAGUACAUGGUCGACUACUUCGAGACCGUGGCGGCGAGGGCUCAUGCGUGGGUGAUGGAAAGGAUCGACGAGCUACGGGAAAUGCUCAUCCUGCAGCUACGAAACACGACGGGCGACCCAAACGACCAGGUAUCCUCUACGCAGAUGGCGAUUCUCGACUCGAUCCACGAUCUUGUCGAGAUUACAAACAAAGCCGACACCAAGAUCAUGCUGCCCCUGUUCGGCUUCACACUCAAGACCUUGACCUCGGCGGCGCCGAGGCUCCGGGAUGACUGGAACGGCUAUGGCGGUGCCGAGCCGAUGACUCAGUAUUCCUACGAUAUGCGCGUCCGCUCGCGGGUGUAUGGCAUCCGGUGUAGGUACCUGAGCAGAACAGCCUCGGUCCAGCAAGCCUUCGAAGACGCGCGCAACGGCGUGCGCCGCUCGCACUCGGAUCCUCAGAGCCUGGAGCGGACGUGUCGACUGCAGGUCAGAGAGUACUUACAGGCGAGGCGGGAGCUGCGCGGGCCGGAGCCGGAGAUGGCGGAUGAGCCGUGGAUUGUGAAUCUAAAGAACACCAUGCGGUUGGCGGUCCGGCCCCCGUUGCGGGUCUGGGGUUUCAUCGGGUACAGGAUCUCGUACGAGCAUUCGGACGAGGAGUGUAAGCAGUUCCUGGAGAGUUUCAAAGACAACGUGACGGGGUGGGGUGAGGGGUUGAAGGGCGCGGCGGAUGUGAAGCCAGCGUGCAAGUUGAGGUGGAUUGAUGGACGGGAGCAUGGAAUCUCGGAGGGAGACAUCGAGGCGGCGAGACGGCAUUACGAGGAGUACAGCAAGUCGCCCGCCUGCGAAGGCUUCCUGACACCAGCGGCAAUCUUCUUGGCUGCCGAUAAGGCGGCCAUCGACUCGUACCUGAAGCCGGUUCCGGACACCGCGGAGCCGAUCAUCCCUCGCGGUGACUUGGGCAGUUUUGUUCUGGCCGCCAAGGCGUCCGAUAAGAGGGGAACGGACAACAGGCGGCGGGACCAGAGGAGACGAGAUGCUGAGACGCCGAGCGAAGAGUUCGAUGGUACCCUCAGGGUACUCGGGUCAAUACUCUUCGACGACUUUUGGGCUUUGAUGGGCCGGAGCACAUUCGGCUUGAAGGAGCUAGCCAAGCUGGCUGCGAUUCACCCCCAGCAGGUUUACACGGGGCCAAGCGUGCCCGUGGAAAGGCAAGGAUGGCGGCAUUCGGGUUGUUGGAGUUUGACAGUGUUGAAGUCAUUUGAGAAAUGGCAGAGUCUCUAG